AUGAAUUGCGAGGGGGGUAAAUCCGUACAAAAAGAUCCGGACCACUAUAAAUGUCACGUCUUCACCUGUGGAUGUCCAAAACGACGACUCCCUCUCCUCGGAACUGAGGAUCCUGAUGAGUGUAAGAGCGAGCGAGCAUUCACUAUUCAAGCCCAGCAGACCGUAUGGGACAUCGGCAAACCGCCGACCGUGGUGAAACACCAACCGCUGCAGGAUACCCGAUUUAAGCGAAAGUUUCUCGAGAAUCGCUAUCCCUUCCAUGUAAAUCAUUCCGGCACCGUUAGCGAAACAAAAAUUGCUUGGCGAAAUGAAAUUGACAAGUCGCCAAUUGAAGAGCUGCUUCCCGAUGCAAUAGAGGGACUGGCUGAUAAGCAUCCCUUCUACUCAAGUAUAGCCCAUAUGGUCAUCGUUGACAUCAUUAAACACGCUCCCCCCGAGAAAGUGAUUGCAGCCCUACCACGAUUUGCGCUGGCUUUCAAGAAAACAGCUCUUCUGAGUAGGUCAUUCACAACCGUGGCCCAUUAAGUAGUGAUUUCAAACUAACGAGCAUUAAAUAACAGGGUUCAUACUAAUCGCAAUUCUCAGAUAGUCACUAUAACCCAUGUGCCUCUCCUACUUUUUGCUGGUGGCAGUGGUCCCUGAAAUCAGUUUAGUUAGUCUCAUUAUGCGAAAUAGGAGAGACAAACAUUACCCAUACGCCUAUCAAAAUCCUCUCUUCUGAGCUGGUGAUGUUUUCUUGUCUCUUUUACAGACCAUGUGUCUCAUGUCCCUUAACGUUUUUCCCCUGCAAUACAUGUUAGAGUCCAUUGUAGGACAGACACAACUGCGCCAGGAAACAUUUGCUCUUCUGUGUCAUGCCCACUUUUGCUUAUUUUCGUCAAAUGCCAAGCGGACGAUAUAUCCGCGAAUCCUGACUUUGGUUAUGCAUGUAAUUCUCAGAAGAACUUGCAAGAAAACUGCUAUAUCUCGUUACCAUACCUCAGAAAUACGUCUGUAAACGUGCACUUGUAAUUAGAGUGCAAAAUUAGUGAGUUAAGGUAGCGCAGAUACCCUCGGUCAGGACUGUCGCCUGUAAUUCAGAACUUCUAUGGAAACCAGAAAAUGGCGCACAAUUUCCCCAUUCGUGCACACCGGCCUUCGGUACAUGUUGUUGUGUUAGGAGACUGACACAGUAGAGAUAUUAACAUAUUCUAAACAUCCGUGAUGGUUUCUAAUUUUACAAUGAGGGCAUUGACUCCAUAAUCAGAACUAGGGUGUUGUUUUAAUUCUUAUCCUGAAGAACAGUGCUAAGAUGAGUAUUUUGCAAAUAAAAUGACCUCCGCAUGAGAAGUUGGUAAAGUCCAAGUCGGUCCAUGUUCAGGUGAACAAUGUCACCAGGGAUUUGCUAUACGUAAAAGAGCGCAUUUCGUUCGAAAUUUGUGACCCCUUCGGUGGCCCAAUAUGCCAAUGCAUUACGUGCUCCUCAAGUUCAGCUUUCUGUGCUUAAAAAUUGUCCUAGAGCAUCUAUGGCUAUGUUUUCAAUUCGAUGUAGAAUUACGCGACUACAAACGAAUCGAGCUAUAAUGUCUGCGUGAAUCGUUGUUUUGGAAACUGAUACUAGAUACCUAGGGAAUGGUCUAAAGUAUUUUAUCCGUUAAACGUUCUCCUGACCAAACGCAUUUCCUUUUGGUUGGUCUGAAAUGAUCUAGCAUCUGCACUUAGACGAUUCUGUUUCGGUGAAAUCAAAAUACAGUACUAUCUAUGGUUUCGAAAGAAGGCUUAGUUGACCACACCGGAUACAAUAGGUACAAACUUGCGUUCAUCACCUUUGUUGAUAGUAUAUCUUAAUUAUUCCCAAAUGUGUACCUGAGUCCUUAUCCGGAUCUUCUUAUGCAAGUCGAUGAGAUUUCCAAUAAUGUUUCGCUGUUUUGGCAGAUGCUUGACGGACACCAUUGAAGAACCCGCAGCAACGGUUGCCCAUCGUCACUGGCAAAUCGGUCUUAGUAAAGCAGUCAUCCGGGUUUGGUAUUGCAUGGCCUCCACAGAACCGUGAGAGAGAUCCCCAUUUCUGGGAGUUGAAAGCAAAUAAGGUCAACGGAACUUUACUGAUCAACGCGUCUGAUUGAAGAGAAGGCACUUCUAAGAGGUCGUCACCGUUAUAUUCCUCAUAGACUGCCGUUUCACAGGAGGAUUUCUGUCGUAAAGAAGAUAAGAAACCCUCCUUUUUUUGUUCGAGAAGGAUAACCAAACUGGUUUCACCCACUGAUGUUUAAAGCAGUUGAGGUUUCAUAAAUAGUCAGAAACAAGGAAUGCGACGAGGAAAAGGACAACCAGUUCGCGGAGUCUGGCCAGUAUUCAUGGAUAAUAGGAUUAGUCUGAGGGGAAGAGGCAAGGGCUGCGUUCUUAAUUUGUGAACCUGGUACAUGAUUUUCGAGUCGUCAAUCGGAAGUGAAAACGUUGAUGAUGGGAUAGCACCAGAAGAGGAUCUGCAAUGCGCGCGUGCACCUUCCAUCUGUUGUUGUUAGGCUCGACCGCUUUCGCGCUUCGGUGGCGACUUUCUUCAGCUGAAUGCCCGCAGCUACGUCAAAGGGUACCGACACAGGACCGUCGCUGACUGUGCCGUAGUUUACUGCCAUGAAAUAUGAUGAAUCAGCAUACGAUUAUACACUAAUUUGCAUACGAUUAGCAUACGAUUUUUUAAACUUUACUCACGAAGGCUCUGAGCAGUGUGCCCUAUUAUGCCGUUCUAGACCGACAUUUAAGUGUUAAAAAAUUCCAUUGACAGUGUGACUCGACGAUUUCCUGGAGAAAAUCAAUGUCAUAGUGGAGCCUAUCCAGAUGAGACGAUGAAUUGUCAUCUGUGAAAAUCGAUUGUAUAGAUAACUGAUAUGCGCUGGCGAAUCAAAUACAACUGAAUUGAAUAAUCGUUGUUCUCCCUUUUUUAGACAACGAGGAUGUUGCUCGCAGGCUCAUUAAGACGGUCAAGGAAAUUGCGCUUGUUCAAGAAACAAUCGGUCCGGAAUUGGCGUUCUACUUCCAAGACAUUCUGCUACAUCUUAAUCAAUGGCUCCUGACACCUCGAAACAACUCGGAUCGCAUUGCUUAUGAGCAGAAGAAGAAACCCCAGUUAGCAGACGUUUUGGAGGAACUGCUCACUAUUCUAACCCUCGUGGCUGGCAACGAAAGAGACUUCGGCGCACGUGGCAUGAAACUUGCCAUUCCCACAUAUCAGCUGCCAAAUCAGAAUCGGCUGUGA
Spirometra erinaceieuropaei is the source of this 3235-nucleotide messenger RNA. The record is from the annotation of a GenBank genome assembly. NCBI's taxonomy places the organism in Eukaryota, Metazoa, Platyhelminthes, Cestoda, Diphyllobothriidea, Diphyllobothriidae.